CUGGACCUCAUGGCGCAGUGGGUGGGCAGACAAAGGACCGCCCGGCACCCUCUCAACCAUUUGCUGCCUCCAAUUGCCACACACCUAUAAGAACAAUAUAGAACACUACUUUUCCACAUUCCACUUCAUCAGUACUCCAGUCUUCCGUGACGUCCCCUGCAAUAGAUUCACUCUGUUGCUACGAAUGUUGCACAUCUCAGACAGGAAUACUCUAAACCAAAAUGACCUAUACAAAAUCAGGGAAUUGUUUGUGUAUCGUAAGCAAAAAUUCAGUGCCUACUUUUAUCCAUUCAAGAAUAUUGUUGUUGAUGAGUCCUUGGUUCUGUUCAAGGGACGACUGUCAUUCGAACAAUAUAUACCAAGCCAACAUAAUCGUUUUAGUAUAAAACUCUUUGUACUGUGUGACUAUGAGACUGGUCUUGUGUUGGAUGUCAUUAUCUACACAGGGAAAAACACACUCAAUGAUGACAGACAGAUGUUGGGCAUUACUGGUGAUGAAUGCAAGAUGAUGCAGCCAUACCUUGGCGAGGGCCAUACAUUGUUCACAGACAACUGGUAUACAAGCCCUAUGCUCUCUGAUUUCCUGCAUGUGAACAAUACUGAUACAUGUGGAACAGUGAGCAAAAGUAGAAAACACAUGCCUAGGUUCACUGGAGGAAGUGUAGUGCAAGCGUUUCGUGAUAAUGACAUCAUGGCACUGAUGUGGCAUGACAAACGGGAUGUGACAUUGCUGCCAACCAUCCACAGAAACGAGAUGGUACAAACAGACUGAGCAGGUACAACAAUGAAUCUGUUGUAAAGCCAGCUGCUGUCAUUGACUGUACAGACAAUAUGCGACUAGUCGACAAGUGUGACAUGAUGAUAGGGUUUGUUGACUGUGUGCGAAGGAGUUGCAAGUGGUAUAUAAAAGUGUUUUUCCACUUUGUAGACAUUGCAAUGCUCAAUGCCUUUAUUUUUUUUAUUAACACACUGGCCAAUUCCCACCAAGGCAGGGUGGACCGAAAAAGAAAAACUUUCACCAUCAUUCUCUCCAUCACUGUCUUGCCAGAAGGAUGCCUUUAACUUAUAUGAAAUAAAGACAGGGCAGCGACAACGAUAUGCGGAAUUCACCCUUAAUAUUAUCAAGCAGAUAGUGGAAAAGUAUGGUACCACACCUAUACCUGUCACUCCACAGUGACCUGCCACCCCACAACAGCAACCUAUCACUCCACAAGAAGAGGGGGAAGUGCCUGACCGAAUAAUCCCAAACUGUCACUG
Molecule: messenger RNA, 1257 nt
Organism: Cherax quadricarinatus
Lineage: Eukaryota; Metazoa; Arthropoda; Malacostraca; Decapoda; Parastacidae
Source: RefSeq, a predicted model, not a curated record